Linum tenue is the source of this 1791-nucleotide messenger RNA. Lineage: Eukaryota; Viridiplantae; Streptophyta; Magnoliopsida; Malpighiales; Linaceae. The record is from the annotation of a GenBank genome assembly.
CUAUUAUAUUAAAAUCAAUCAAUGUAGACACUAGACACAAGAGACGACGUCGUAUUAUUGGUUCUGGAAUUCUUGUGCCCAUAUUAAAUACCAGAUUUCAAAAUUUAUUGCAGUGACAGCUUGAAACUCGCUGAGAGAGAUCGUCCUUUUGGUUCCUUCCUGCUACUGCUGGCUGCUGCUGCUGCUGCUGCAAUGCAUCCCCACGAAAAUUGAAUAUCUCGCUCGCUUUCGGCUCACCCUAGAUAAACACUGCUCGAGCUCGAACUCCCUUUCCCUUCAUUUAUUGCUCUGCUCUGCUCCUCCUGAGCUCUUCUUCUUCUUCUUCUUCUCUCUCUUGUCUUUUGCUGUUACAUGUUUGAUUUUUCACUUGGCAGCAAGCGGCUGUGUCUUUCUUUCCUCUGUUUUUUUUUUUUUUGAGUUUCUCACUCGCUCGCUCUCUGGAAAGUGCGAAGAUCGCAGAAGAAUGGGGAGGACGCCUUGCUGCGAUAAGAAAGGGUUGAAGCGAGGUCCAUGGACGGCUGAAGAGGACGAGAUUCUCGUUUCGUACAUCCAGAAGAACGGCCAUGGCAGCUGGCGUUCUGUCCCUAAGCUUUCUGUUCUUCUUCUUCUUCUUCCUUGGAGCUUACGGUUGAGGGGAUUGAUUAAUGUCUCCGCAGGCCUCCUUCGGUGCGGAAAGAGUUGCCGGCUUCGAUGGACCAACUAUCUUCGCCCGGAUAUCAAAAGAGGUCCCUUCUCCCCUGAGGAAGAGAAGCUCGUCAUUCAGCUCCAUGGCAUUCUCGGGAACAGGUGGGCUGCAAUUGCAUCUCAGCUUCCGGGAAGAACAGACAACGAGAUCAAGAAUCUAUGGAACACCCACUUGAAGAAACGGCUGCUCUGUAUGGGGCUCGACCCACAAACUCACAAGCCACUCAGCAGCCCCUGCGGCGGCUCCCUGAAGAAGGCACCAGCCUCCCCUGCAACUCGCCACAUGACUCAGUGGGAGAGCGCCAGGCUCGAAGCCGAGGCCCGCCUCGGUCGGGAAUCCUCGCUCUUCAAUAACCCAACACCAUCUUCAGGGAAAGCAGAAGCUGAUUACUUCCUUCGCAUAUGGAACUCUGAAGUGGGCGAGUCCUUCCGCAGCUUCAACAACAAUGGCGGAGAAACUGACAAACCCUGUACUACUGCUACGACGACUACGAGCACUGCUGUUUGCCCGAGCCCGGCUUCUCAGGCAUCUUCAUCCACCAAAUAUGGGGCUAACAACAGCUUGGCGGGGAUGUCUUCAGCGACCACAAGCUGUCAAAAUGAUGAGAUGGAAUGUAAGAGUAGGAAAUCUUCGGCUGAAUCUUCGAGCUCUAGUGAUAUGGAGGAUUCGUCGGACACUGCGCUGCAACUGCUGCUGGAUUUUCCUAUCAACAACGACAUGAGUUUCUUGGAAGGGGACUUGAAUGAUAACUAUGCUAACUCUUACGGAAGCUCCCUCAUUUGCCAUCUCUGAAGAGAUUUAAAGCUCUGUGUUUUUGGCUGUCAUUCUAGUUAUUGUUCUCUGUAGGCGCAAACCAUUUGUAAAGCUAGUAGGGUGGUAGAAAGAGAGGACCAAAAUCUUGUGUUUGCUUAUUUCCUUGUGGUUGGCUUUAUCACAGACAGUGCUCCUUUUAUGGGUGCGGCUGGCUGGGUACAGCAACUGAAGUUAAAAGGUGCUUAAUUCAUGUUGUUAACGCCUAAUUUAUGUGUUUUGCUCUUCAUUCACACAAUUUAUGUUUAUUCACUUCAUUUGUGGCAUAUUCAUGCAAUGGUAAAAGUUAUUCAGCA